AUGCAUGAGGAAUUCAAUGCUUUUCAAGCACAAGGUACCUGGUCCCUAGUACCUCGACUUCCAUCUAUGAAUGUUGUUGGUUAUAAAUGGGUUUUUCGAAUAAAAUAUAAUCCCGAUGGCACUAUUGUUCGUCACAAGGCGCGACUGGUUGUUAAAGGUUAUCAUCAGGUACAAGGUUUUGAUUUUGAUGAAACAUUUAGUCCUGUUGUUAAGAAACCUACCAUACACAUCAUUCUUGCUCUUGCUGCUCAAUACAAUUGGUCCUUAACCCAGUUAGAUGUCAAAAAUGCCUUUCUUCAUGCUGAUCCCUCAUUAUUCAUUCGAUCAGUCGGAUCCUCUCUUACUUACUUACUUUUGUAUGUAGAUGACAUCAUUGUCACUGAACCUGACUAUUUAUACAUUUCUGUUCUUAAAAACCAAUUGGCCCUGGAAUUCAAAAUAUCCGACCUUGAUCCUUUAAAGUACUUUCUUGGUCUCGAAAUCCAAUCAUCCAUUGAUGGCAUAUUUGUUAACCAAGCUAAAUAUCUCAAUGAUCUCCUCCACACAUCGGGAAUGACCUCUGUCAAAUCUUGUAUCACACCAAUGUCUACUUCUUUUGAUCUUUAUACAAUUGCACCACCAUUUAAUGAUCCAUCACUUUAUCGUAGACUAGUUGGUUCCUUGCAAUAUCUUACCUUCACUCGUCCUGAUAUUGCAUUCUCUGUAAAUCGUGUUAGUCAGUUCAUGCAUAAACCAACUAUCAUUCACUUUUCAGCCGUCAAACGCAUCCUCAGAUAUCUCCGUGGUACUCUAACCUUUGGAAUAAAAUUUCGAAAAGGUUCGUUUUCUCUACAAACCUUUUGUGAUUCUGAUUGGGCAGGUGAUACAUCUGAUCGACGUUCCACCUCCAGCUUCAUCGCCUUUCUCGAUUCUAAUCCAAUAUCUUGGUCUUCUAAAAAGCAAUCUACCGUCUCUCGUUCCUCCACAGAAGCAUAA
Cucumis melo (muskmelon) is the source of this 975-nucleotide messenger RNA. RefSeq lists its product as uncharacterized. Bases 1 to 975 code for a protein of 324 amino acids. The record is from RefSeq and is a predicted model, not a curated record. NCBI's taxonomy places the organism in Eukaryota, Viridiplantae, Streptophyta, Magnoliopsida, Cucurbitales, Cucurbitaceae. The transcript has 2 exons.